Molecule: messenger RNA, 2240 nt
Organism: Argentina anserina (silverweed cinquefoil)
Lineage: Eukaryota; Viridiplantae; Streptophyta; Magnoliopsida; Rosales; Rosaceae
Product: pentatricopeptide repeat-containing protein At4g19191, mitochondrial-like
Biological process (GO): RNA modification
Cellular component (GO): intracellular membrane-bounded organelle
Molecular function (GO): RNA binding; protein binding
Source: RefSeq, a predicted model, not a curated record
UUUCUCUCUGGAGUUAAACCGACUUUCCGUUCUCUCAGUGCUUAUCUCAAACUCAAUUUGGAAACUUGAGCUGAGACUCCAGUUGGCCAAUUCAGCAGGUUAUUUCUUCAGCAAGAAGCAGCAAGAGAGACGAAAAAUUAUAUGGUCGUCUUAGCUUAGGUCAUACAGCAGUAUCUUCUUCCCAACAAUUUAAAAACAUGACAUUAGCCAUGCUGCUACUCUAAAGAUGGUGCGGUUAGUGCUUAAUCAAGAUUUAGGGAGAUAGGGAAUCUUUCUUUGCCCCUUUUACCUGACGAAUACAAUGAGGCAUGGUGCAUUUUCCAAAACUCUCAACUGUUGCUGCAUGGAACUCUGCUAUACGAGAAUCUGUAAACCAAAGCCAUCCCCGAAAAGCCCUCCUUCACUUUCGUCAGAUGAAACAAAAUGGUUUGGAACCUAACAAAUAUACUUUUCCCUUCUUGGCUACAGCAUGUGCCAAGCUCUCCAAUCUCAAAUUGUCUCAAACCAUUCAUGCCAAUGUUAUAAAGUCACCGUUUCAGUCUGAUAUAUUUGUGCAAACAUCUAUUCUUGAUCUGUAUGUCAAGUGUAAUCGAUUGGGUGAUGCCUACAACCUAUUUGAGAGAAUUACCAUGAGGGACACUGCUCCCUGCAAUGUGAUGCUUAUGGGGUUUGUGCAGGCUGGUUUUCUUUAUAAAGUGUUAUGUUUUGUCCAUGACAUGAGGCUUGCCGGGAUUCAGCCUGAUACCAUUACAGUUAUGGGAUUGAUUCAGGCGAGUUUGGCCACAAAGAAUUUGGAAUUGGUGAAAUCUAUUCAUGCAUUUGGAAUUCAAAUUGGGAUAGAAUGUGAUGUUUCAAUGGCUAAUACUUGGAUAUCUGCCUAUUCCAAAUGUGAUGAUUUGGGGUCGGCCAAGGCUGCAUUUGAUGCGACUGAUAUGUGGGUGAGGACUGUUGUCUCAUGGAAUUCGAUGAUAGCGGGGUAUUCAAACUCAGAUAAAUUUCCUGAUGUUCUAAACGUUUACAAACAAAUGUUGUCUUAAGGAUACAGACCUGAAAGCACUAUUAUAAGUGUCCUUUCUUCAUGCAAUCAACCCAAUAAGUUGUUCCAAGGUGUGCUGAUUCAUUGUCAUGGAAUUCAACUGGGCUGUGAUUCUGACAUUUAUGUUAUCAAUGACCUUAUUUCUAUGUAUUCCAAGUGCGGUGAUAUACCUUCUGCUAAGUAUUUAUUUGAUGGCAUGCGUGAUAGAACAUGUGUUUCAUGGAGCGGGUAUGCUGAAAAUGGGAACCUGAAUGAGGCGAUCGAGUUGUUUCAUCUUAUGGAAGCAGCUGGCGAGAAACCUGAUUUGGUUAGAGUUCUUUCUUUAAUUUCAGGUUGUGGACAUACAGGAACUCUUGAGCUUGGAACAUGGAUCCAUAAGUAUGCCUUUUCACUUGGGUUAAGAGAUAAUAUAUUAGUGUGCAAUGCGCUAAUUGACAUGUACGCAAAAUGUGGGAGUAACAAUGCUCGAGAGCUCUUCUAUGCCUUGUCGGUGAAAACUGUUGUUUCCUGGACAUCUAUGAUUGCAGGAUGUGCUCUGAAUGGUCAAUACAAUGAAGCUCUGGACGUCUUCCGUCGGAUGCUGGAGACAGGUGUGGAACCAAACCACUUAACAUUUCUUGCUAUUCAAGCUUGUACUCAUGCAGGUCUGCUUGAGAAAGGAAUGGAGUUGUUUGACAUGAUGACAGAAGUUUUUCAUAUGAAUCCUGGAGUAGAUCAUUAUUCGUGUAUGGUCAAUCUUCUUGGACGUAAAGGUAAAUUAGAAGAAGCAGUAAAGCUUGUUAGAAAUAUGCCAAUGAAACCGGAUGCUGGCAUAUGGGGUGCAUUACUUGGUGCUUGCAGGAUUCACCGUAAUAUAGAGGUUGGUGAGUAUGCAUUUAGCCGUCUCCUUGAGCUAGAGCCCGAAGUUGCAGUUCCAUAUGUGGGAAUGGCUAACAUAUAUGCAUCAGAGAGAAGGUGGGAUGAAGUUGCUACAUUAAGAAAAGUGAUGAGAUCUAAUGUGAAAAAAAUUCCUGGGCAGAGCCUUGUUCAUGUUAAUGGGAAGCCCCGUAUGUUUACAGUAGAAUGUAGGGGUCAUCCUGACGCCUUACUUAUAUAUGCAAUGAUAAGUAGUUUGGAUUCGCAGUCAAAAGGAGAACAAGCCAUGCUCCAAGAAGUUGGUGACAUAAUCGAUUUAAAGAAAAUUGUGUGCUCUCAGGAAACAUGA